Molecule: messenger RNA, 1458 nt
Organism: Miscanthus lutarioriparius
Lineage: Eukaryota; Viridiplantae; Streptophyta; Magnoliopsida; Poales; Poaceae
Source: the annotation of a GenBank genome assembly
AUGGUGGACGAGGCGUGGGAGCGGGCGGUGGAGGCGGCGCUGCACGCCGGCGGCGAGGGGAGCUCGUCGCCGGCGCGGAGCCUGACGCUUGACGGCGCCGUCAAGUGCAUGCACGGGCGGCUGCCGGCAGCGGAGAUACUGGAGCGGCACCAGACACUGGAGCACCUCUCGAUCGCCGGCGUCGGGGUGACGUCGCUCGAGGGGUUCCCGCGGCUGCGGAACCUCACGCGGCUCACCCUCUCCGACAACCGCAUCGCCGGCGGCCUCGACCACCUCGUCGUCGCGGGGCUGUCCUCGCUGCGGGACCUGGACCUCAGCAACAACCGCAUCCAGGACGUCGACGAUCUCGCGCCACUUGCCGACAUGCGCCUCGUGUCGCUCGACCUCUACGAGUGCCCCGUCACUCGGGUCAAGGACUACAGAUCCAGGGUCUUCGGUAUGAUCCGGACGCUCAAGUACCUGGAUAAGAUGGAUGCUGACGAGAACGAGCGCCCCGAGUCCGAUGACGACGAUGACGACGGAGACGCGGACGGCGACGGCGACGGCGACGAAGAUGAUGAAGAUGAGGAAGACGAGGAAGACCCCGGGAGCGGCGAGGUAGCAAACGGGGGCGUUGCCCACGCGCGCGGCGGCGUGGCUUCGCAUCCAGUGGAGGUGAAUGGGGUGAUCGAUGUGGACGAGGAAGAGAGCGACGCUGACGAGGUCAUCCCGAACGGGGGAGUGGAGCACGGCCAUGGGGCAAACGGGUUUCGUGUCGCGGCUGCUGGAGAAGCCCCAGGCGAGGAGGAUGAGGACGUGGAGGAGGAUGAUGACGAGGAUGAAGACUUUGAGGAGGAGGAUGAUUUGGGGGAGGAGAUUGAUGAGGAUGUUGAUGACGAGGAUGCUGUUGUGGAGGUGCAUGAUGUACCAAGUAGUGAUGAGGAGGAAGAUGGUGUCGAAGAGGAGGAAGAGGACGAAGAGGAGGACGAAGAUGAUGAAGAGGAGGAGGUUGAGGAUGAAGGUGAAGAGGCAGAGCCACAGAGCAGUGCUAGGGUUGCCAUGAUGACAGGGGAGGAUGGAGAAGAGAUAGAUGGGCAUGAGCAUGGCGAAGGGGAUGAUGAGGAUGAAAAUGGUGAGAUCGGUGAAGAGGAUGAGGAGGGACUGGAGGUUGAUAGGGUUUAUGAGGAGGGGAAUGAUGACGACGAUGCAGAUGUGGAUGAUGAGGAUGAAUAUACUGAAUAUCUUGUGCAACCAAUCGCUCAGCCACAAGCCAUGGCCAUUGGAGGUGACUUGGAAGUAGCUGACCCUGAUGAUGCUGAUGAAGACCGGGAAGAAGUUGACGAUGAUGAUGAGGGGGUCACAGAUCAGCCUUCAUCCUCGCAGGGAACCAAGCGGAAGAGAGAUGAUGAUCUGUCAGGCAGUGGUGAUGACAGUGAGGAUGACGGUAUUGAGGACUUGAGGCCCUUCAAGCACAAGUAA